Messenger RNA from Hemicordylus capensis (graceful crag lizard), 3475 nucleotides. Its product is annotated as torsin-1A-like. Gene Ontology annotation, cellular component: endoplasmic reticulum lumen; endoplasmic reticulum; nuclear envelope. Bases 116 to 1153 code for a protein of 345 amino acids. The record is from RefSeq and is a predicted model, not a curated record. Gene Ontology annotation, biological process: nuclear membrane organization; protein localization to nucleus. Gene Ontology annotation, molecular function: ATP binding; ATP hydrolysis activity; kinesin binding. The transcript has 5 exons. NCBI's taxonomy places the organism in Eukaryota, Metazoa, Chordata, Lepidosauria, Squamata, Cordylidae.
GCCUGCCCGUCACCAAGAUGGCGCCUGCGGAGCCGGAAGCGGCCGAGGAAGGGGGCGGAAGUGCCUAAGCUUCGGGAAACUAGCCGCGGGCGAGGGGCCGGGCCGGCGGGCGGCGAUGAGGCUGCUGCGGGAGCCCGGGGCCGUGCUGGGGCUCGCCUUGGUGGCGCUGGUGCAGCUGGGCCCGGAGGCGCAGGCGGUGGAGCCCAUCAGCGUGGGCCUGGCGCUGGCCGGCGCCGCCGCCUCGGCCCUCACCGGCUUGAUCUCCUACCCGAGGCUCUACUGCUACUUCGCGGAGUGCUGCCUGCAGAGGCCCGGGGCGCGCGCUGGGGCAGCGCUUGAAGAACACCUGGACAAGAAGCUCUUCGGGCAGCACCUGGUGAAAAGGGUGCUUGUGAAAGCCGUCACCGGUUUUUUGAAUAACGCAAACCCCAAGAAGCCCCUGACCCUCUCUUUGCAUGGGUGGACGGGAACCGGCAAGAACUUUGUCAGUAAGAUCGUUGCCGAGAGCAUCUACGAAGGCGGCCUCAACAGCAAAUAUGUCCACCAGUUUGUGUCUACUUUGCAUUUCCCUCAUCGGCAGAACAUCACCCAGUACAAGGACCAGUUACAGUCUUGGAUCCGGGGCAACGUGACCGCCUGUGCGCGGUCCAUCUUCAUCUUCGACGAGAUGGACAAAAUGCACGCUGGCCUCAUCGACUCCAUCAAGCCUUUCUUGGACUACUACGAGGAGCUGGAUGGCGUGUCCUAUCGGAAAGCCAUCUUUAUCUUCCUCAGCAACGCAGGGGCUGAAAAAAUAACAGAAGUGACGCUCGACUUCUGGCGGCGUGGAAAGAGAAGGGAGGACUUGGAACUCCGAGAUCUGGAGGUUGCGCUGUCUGUCUCUGUCUUCAAUAACAAGAACAGUGGCUUUUGGCAUAGCAGCCUCAUCGACCGAAACCUCAUUGACUACUUCGUCCCCUUCUUGCCCCUUGAGUACAAGCAUGUGAAAAUGUGCAUCCGCGUCGAACUCGAAUCGCGGGGCUACGUGGUGGAUGAGGAAAUCGUGGCCCGGGUGGCAGACGAGAUGACCUACUUCCCCAAGGUGGAGAGGAUCUAUUCCGACAAAGGUUGCAAGACUGUUUACACAAAGCUGGAUUUCUACUAUGACUUGUAAUCUUUUUAUCUUCAGAGAAGAAAAUGAACCCAAUCCGAGAAACUGAUCACUUUUUCCAUUUUUUUUUUUUUUAAAGAUCAACGUAUGUAAAUCCGUUAAGGAGAUAAAUUCAUUGGCUUUUCGUGAGGGGGAGGGAAUUGUGACGAAUUCCAAAACCUACUUUUGAGGUAUUGUUCUUAGCUUUCUGCUAAGAACAGGAAUACCUACAAUUCCAGAGUGAUGGUGUCUGUACUGUGAAACUACUUGAAUUCCUUUCACAACUGCUUUAUGGGGUAAUAUUUGGUCUCGAACCAGUUACAUACAGGUCUGUGACCGAAUCUAGUUCAAAUUAAGAGUUCCAGGGGAUAUGAAGUACCUCUGAGUCUUCCCUUAAGAAUCAGGACUCCUCAGAAAAUGAAGUUCAAGCUUCCUUGGAAAGGAGGCGUGUGUUUAAAAAAAAGAAAGGCAAGGCAAUCUUGAAUGUUUCCAGCAAGACUGGCACAGAAAUCAGGGCUGAUGAUACCCCUGGGUUUCAAACUUUGUUCUGUUCCUUGAAAGGUUAUGGGGGUACCUCAAAGAGAUCUGUAGUGAUGGAGAACUUCUAUGGGGACAGUUCUGUGGGUGGUGGAAUGGGGCACAUUGCCGCUUUUUUGAGGACUAAAGCUGUGAGCAGCCAUGCGGUCACAGGAUAGGGCUGAGUAUGUUCUAAGAUACACACACAGUCCAUGUGGACAACAGUGAGGUCUAGCUGUCUCAGGCAGUGCCCCCAGAAAACUCCCAGAAUCCUUUGUAAUGCACAGGGCUUCUGUGGGUGCCAGGCUCCUCUGCAGCAGAAGUGCCAUGAGAGUGGGAAUAAAAUAAAUAAAUAAAAAACCUCUGCUGGAAUUCUGAAACAAAGCCAGAUGCAAUAGAUUGCAGAGAAGUUUUCCCCCUUCAGGAAAUCAAAGUGACAGGGGGAAACAAUGAUCUCUUCCAAAUCUGCUUUUGCUGUGCGUGUGUGUGUGUCUCUCUCUCUCUUCCCUAGCAUCAGUGAUGCAAAGCUUUCCCGGCUUAAAAGAAUUUAGAGCAACUGUAAAGUUUGAACAGCUGCCACUUCUGUUGUGUGGCCUUGGGGGGGCGCUGUGAUACCAGCCAAGCUCAUGUUGGGCCUCAUAAGACUGCAUGUCCUACAGACCGUGCCAGGGGGCAGUUCCAAGGAAUCGGGCAUACCACCACUUUUUAAAAUGACGAUAGCCAUAAGCAAAUUUUCACGCUGACAUUACAUAUAUGCACUUGGCCAAGAGAGCGCGUCCUACAAAAGGCCUUAUUUUUACAAGACUCUUAAAUACUGUAGAUAGUGCCCCAAACAUGCAAAGUAAUGGAAUUAGAAUCGCUUCCGAUUCUAUUACCAACGUAUUUUGUACGUUUGACACAAUCUAUAGCAUUUAAGUGUUCUAUAAAAAUACGGCCUUACGGUAGUAGAUCUCUUCCUCGUGGCUAUGUAGAAUACCAACUUGAAAAUUGGCUUAUGGCUGCAAUCAUUGAAAAGGUAGUAACUGAGAGUGUUAAACAGGGGCUUUAGGUCGCUUUCUCAAACCCAGGGGAUCUCAACCUGGAGUCCCCAGAUGCGGUUGGACUACAAUUCCACUGUCAGUGGAUGAUGGGAACUGUAGUCCAACCACAUCUGCAGACCAAAGUUGCCGCUUUAACCUAGCUCUGGGUUUCCAUGACCCUGCUCUCUUUUGUUAGCGGCUGAUGGGGAAAGGUACCACAUGACUCAGUUCAGACAUUCGUGGAAACAGGAUUCUGGGCUUGAAAGGCCUUAGGCCUGAUCCGGCAGGGCUGUUCUUAUGCUCAAAGUGUGGACAAGGAUGCUUUGCUGCGAUUUGGUCUGGAUUGGAUAGUGCAUGGCCUUUUCGUCACCUCUAUGACUAUACUUACGGAGAGGAGAGAGCGCUGAAAAUGAAAGUGGACCCAGUUCUCUAAAGCAGGGAAAGGCUACCCUGGCUCUCCAGCUGUUGAACUACAACUCCCAUCAUCCCCAGCCUCAAGGCUGCCUCCCUUUGCUCUAAACUGCAGCUUGCCUGCCUGGAAGCUCCAAGCAAGCUUUGGGUUUGAAGCCAGCAUUAGCAGCAGCUACACUUGGGCCAGAUUCCCCAAUUCAGCCAAUGACAAAAUGAAAAGAGGUUGGGUGGGUGUGAAUGAGAUCCUCGGAAGCCUCACAGGAGACUGCUGCCACUGGGAUAUUGGAGCAGCCUACAACACCACAAUUGUGUGAGUCGCCAUCAACGCCAGCUGCUGCUUUAAAAAAAAAAAUUCCCUUAAAAAAAGAAAGAAAUCUGAAUAAAUCUUUAAUUGUUCCGA